Prunus mume (Japanese apricot) is the source of this 483-nucleotide messenger RNA. Lineage: Eukaryota; Viridiplantae; Streptophyta; Magnoliopsida; Rosales; Rosaceae. The record is from RefSeq and is a predicted model, not a curated record.
AUGAGUAAGAAACUAAAUGUGGAUGCGUCAUGGGACAAGAAGACUUUAUUCACAGGUCUUGGAGCGGUCAUUCGUGAUGAGCAUGGUGCUUUUAUUAGGGGAGCGGGAAAGUUUAGACUAGCCUCUUCUCCUAUUGAAGCUGAAGCUUUUGCAGCUUUACAUGGUCUGGAGGUCGCCUCAGAUUUGGGUUGUAUCCACCUUGAGUGUGAGUCUGAUUCAAAGGAGCUGGUUCAAAGUGUUAGUGGUUGUUUUCAAAAAGGUAAAUGGACAAUCUACCCAAUCCUUGCUGCUUUAAGGGAGAAGAGUAGACUGUUUGGCUCUUGCAACUGGAAGUGGAUUCCAAGGAUAGCAAACAGAGCAGCGGAUGCUGCAGCUUAUGAAGCGAAGAGGAAGAUGUGCGAUGAGGUCUGGAUCAGUAGACCCCCAUCCUCCCUGGUUUUCGUGCUCCAUAACGAUGGUCUUCCUUGUCCUCCACAAGUGUAA